Molecule: messenger RNA, 1070 nt
Organism: Silurus meridionalis
Lineage: Eukaryota; Metazoa; Chordata; Actinopteri; Siluriformes; Siluridae
Gene: ing5b
Product: inhibitor of growth family, member 5b
Biological process (GO): regulation of DNA-templated transcription
Cellular component (GO): nucleus
Source: RefSeq, a predicted model, not a curated record
AAACAUAUUAUGCUUUACUAUUGAUGUGUUUAUUGAGUCUGGUGUUGAGUCAGCGUGUCCACGAUCUGUGCGCUUGUCUUCCGGCGCGCGGAUAUGACGUCAGGUGGCAGAUGAAUUUGGCGCGCGCGGAGUCGAGCAGCUGAGCGGUGCGGGAGAGGAACAUGGCCACUGCGAUGUACCUGGAACAUUACCUGGACAGUAUCGAAGGUCUUCCAUUCGAGCUGCAGAGGAACUUCUCCCUGAUGACUGACCUGGACAGCAGGACUGAAGAGAAGAAAGUGGAAAUUGAUGAUCUGGCGUCUGAGUACAUGAAGAACGUGAGGAACCUGUCUCCUGAUGAACGUGUGCAGCACCUGAAGAGGAUUGAACUGGCGUACAGCAAGUGUAAAGAGUUCAGCGACGACAAAGUGCAGCUCGCCAUGCAGAUAUACGAACUGGUGGAUAAACACACGCGUCUGGACGCUGAUCUUGCACGCUUCGAGAACGAGUUGAAAGACAAGCUGGACUCCAGCGAGAGCUCAGACGAGAAGAAGAUCAAAAAGAAGAAGAACAUGAAGGACAAAAGAGGGGGAAAUGGGAGAGAGAAGAACACUUCUGAUCAUGAUUCUCCCAAACACAAAGCGCAGAAAAACAGUGAUGUUCUGCUGGAUGUUCACUCGUCUGAUGUUCUGGACAUGCCUGUAGACCCCAACGAGCCCACCUACUGUCUGUGUGCUCAGGUGUCAUACGGAGAGAUGAUCGGCUGUGACAACGCUGACUGUCCCAUUGAGUGGUUUCACUUCGCUUGUGUCGGUCUCACGACUAAACCCAAAGGGAAAUGGUUUUGUCCUCGCUGUACACAGGACAUGAAGAAGAAAUGAGGCGCAUGUCCUCCUUCCUGCACUUUGCUCAGAGCUCUGUAUACAACACUGAGAUGUUUCAGCAGUGACUCCACACACACACACACACACACACACACACACAUGGUCAUGGUGUGUGUUUGAUGCAGAAUGUGCACUGUCCUGUUUGAACAGGAACCCAGCUUUUCUUUUUAAGUGUGUAUUUUGUGAAAUAAAGUUUCUUUAACGUGA